AUGGCAGUGACGGACGCUAUACCAGUCGGUUGGACCGACCAGGGUGAUACAACCUCUACAUCCCUAGCACACUCCUCGGGCAACAACACCGAUAUCGAGAAAUCUGGCGACGACCUUGAGGUCGCCGCUGUCGCCGAAGAGGAAGAUCCUCAUCCAGCCACGGGAAUCAAGUGGUGGCUGAUUCUGAUUGCCAUCUACAGUACCACUUUCCUCUAUGGGUUGGACAAUACUAUUGUGGCCGAUGUGCAGGGUUCUGUUGUCGAGAGAUUUGGUCAAGUUGAGAAGUUGAGUUGGAUUGGAACUGGCUUUCCUCUUGGAUCUGUCGCGGUCAUUUUGCCAUUUGGCUUUGCUUUUGGAACCUUCAACAAUAAAUGGGUUUAUAUCAUGAGUCUUGUGAUCUUUGCGACGGGAAGUGCAAUCUGCGGUGGUGCUCCAAAUAUGGACGCCUUGAUUGUUGGGCGUGUCAUUGCAGGUGCUGGUGGCGCUGGACAGUAUCUAGGAGUGCUCAAUUUGAUCACGCGAUUCACCACGAUGCAGGAACGAUCUCACUACAUGGGCAUGACUGGCUUGACAUGGGGAGCCGGUACAAUUUUGGGUCCCGUUAUCGGCGGCGCUUUUGCUGAUUCCUCGGCGACCUGGCGAUGGGCUUUCUACCUCAAUCUGGUCAUCUAUGGUGUUUUCUCGCCUAUUUAUUUUCUCUGGCUCCCAUCUAUUCCCGUCAUCCCUGAGAAGUCGUUCUUGAGCAAGAUCGUCGCGAUGGACUGGGUUGGUAUUACCUUGAAUGCUGGAAUCUAUCUCACAUGGGUAAUGGCUCUGACAUUCGGCGGUGCCACAUAUGCCUGGAACUCGGAGCAAGAAAUCGCUCUCUGGGUCGUAUUUGGUGUUUUGUUACUCGGAUUUCUUCUCCAGCAAUACUUCAUGGUCUUCACCAGCAUCAAUCAACGAAUCUUCCCUGGACAUUUCCUCAAGCGCCGGACAUUGGUUCUAUGUUUUAUCGCUACCAACUGCGCCGCGACUUCGUUUUUCGCCAUCAUAUACUAUCUGCCUCUCUACUUUGAGUUUGUGAAUGGCGAUAGUAGCUUGAAAUCCGCAGUUCGCCUCCUGCCCGUUGUCUGCACUUUCGUCUUUUGGUGCAUUGCCUCCGGCACAGCAAUGCCGUACGUGGAAUAUUAUUUCCCUUGGUACGUCGUCUCCGGAAUCCUGAUCGCAGUUGGUGGAGGUUUGAUGUACUCUGUGGACAUCAACACCAGUACCUCUGCGAUCUAUGGAUAUUCAGUCCUCAUCGGCUGUGGAGGUGGUGCAAUCAUGCAAGCUGCCUAUUCGAUUGGACCUGCAAAGGUCAUUCCGGUGUGGGAAGACAUUCCUCCUGUUAUCGGAUUCAUUAACGUUGCGCAAAUCGGUGGUAUUAUGCAUUCCCUUGCUAUUUCUGGAGCUAUUUUCCAGAACUAUGCUUUCAGAUAUGUGAGCGAAGCACUUGCGCAUCUGCAUCUUAGCGCUGGAGAAAUCCAGUCUGCCAUUGCGGGGACGACCAGUACAGUAUUGCAGAACCUUUCUCCUGCUGACCAAGCUCUGGCAACCCAGGCUAUUGUUCACGCUAUGCAGAAGGUCUACAUUUUGAUUCUGGUAGCGGGCGCGGUUUGCUUUGUCUGCGGUGCCUUGAUGCGACGUGAGAAGCUGUUCAUGGAAAGGGCCGCUACUGGAUAA
Talaromyces marneffei is the source of this 1704-nucleotide messenger RNA. RefSeq lists its product as uncharacterized. The record is from RefSeq and is a predicted model, not a curated record. The transcript is spliced from 4 exons. Bases 1 to 1704 code for a protein of 567 amino acids. Gene Ontology annotation, molecular function: transmembrane transporter activity. Gene Ontology annotation, biological process: transmembrane transport. NCBI's taxonomy places the organism in Eukaryota, Fungi, Ascomycota, Eurotiomycetes, Eurotiales, Trichocomaceae.